This is a messenger RNA of Symbiodinium sp. CCMP2592, 867 nucleotides long. The record is from the annotation of a GenBank genome assembly. NCBI's taxonomy places the organism in Eukaryota, Dinophyceae, Suessiales, Symbiodiniaceae.
AUGCGCUCAAACAACAAGGACCGCCCGCCAACAAAGCAGACCGAGUGCCUUGUUAAAGACCUGCUUCCCACGUGGUUUGUGAUCGAGUUUGGAAGCUUGCGCCCUAGAGGCUACAACAAGGCAUUCUAUUCAUGGAACGACGGGGUCCGUGCAAACUUACAGAAAGCGAAACUCUUGGACUCGCCAGCAUGCCAUUUUCAUUCAGGCUAUGCCACGGACUUGUUGCUCGCACCCAGACCGCUUAUCAAGAAGACACCCAAAAUCGCCAAUGAGAUGAUUGGAGCAGGAUGGCUGCCCAUAGAGAUGAAAGCAGCCACUUUGUUCAUGAACGAUGACAACCUUCAGCAUUCCUACGGCGUACACUUGGGAGGAGGAGGUUACAUGUCGAUAGUGUCGGCCUCCAAAUGGAUGUUGGUAUCCUUCUACAUGGAGAGUCGUGGUUGGGUGAAACAUGUGACGACUCCCACGAUGCACCUGAAAGCAUUUUUCAUCAAGUUCAGUCCAGCAGUGCGUAUCGCAAGUGAGUUUGCGCAUAAGUAUCACGGCAUAUGCCUGGAUACUUGGGCCGAGACUCGUAUGACGAUCAAGAACUUCUUCUCCUCGAUCAACCUGUGGAGCAUAAACAGAAUGGCAGAGAAGAGUGAGUUGGAGAAGAAGGUCAAGCAGACGAGUGACAAUGACCCAAUCGAGGAUUUCGACGAUGCCAAGAUCCAGCAUUUGGAACCGGAGCUCAGCAUGGCAGCAUCGGUGAUUGAAGUUCUCAGUGCGAAGAAUGAGAAACUUCGCGAGCAUGUUAAGAAUGUCGCAGGCAUUCGUUGUGAGAAUUGCAACGAGAAGAUACCGAUUGUGCUUGCAAUGACAUCAUGA